Messenger RNA from Fusarium mangiferae, 1224 nucleotides. RefSeq lists its product as uncharacterized. Gene Ontology annotation, molecular function: translation release factor activity. The transcript is spliced from 2 exons. NCBI's taxonomy places the organism in Eukaryota, Fungi, Ascomycota, Sordariomycetes, Hypocreales, Nectriaceae. Gene Ontology annotation, biological process: translational termination. Bases 1 to 1224 code for a protein of 407 amino acids. The record is from RefSeq and is a predicted model, not a curated record.
AUGCGCCAAUUCGUGCGCUUCGCAACCAAUGAUGCCUCACCACUGCUCGCACCCGCCCUCCUCCAGCGCGCUCAAUCCCUCACAACCGAACACGACGACCUCCAGAAAACCCUCAACAACUCCUUCGAUUCUACCAUAGCGAAACGCGUCGGCGAAUUAUCCCGUGUAGCCGAAGCGCUGAAAGCAUGGCAGACCUCUCAAGCCUCGGUCGCCGAAUUGACCUCCAUGCUCGACGACCCCGACCAAGAUGCUGAUCUCGCUGCCAUCGCCCGCGAUGAACUCUCCUCCGAGACAGGGAAACUCGAAUCCCUCGCCCGUAGACUCUCAGCAAGCUUAACACCCCGCCAUCCCUUCGCCGACUUCCCAUGCAUGCUGGAAUUCCGCCCUGGGCCAGGCGGCCUUGAAGGACGGUACUUUAUGGACACUUUGUUCAAGAUGUACAAGGCGCUGUGCAUGCGCCGCGGUUACCGCCACACAGUAGUAAAAUACGAAUUCGCCGAUACCGCAGGGGACUCCUCCUCAUCCGCCGGCGAAAAUCCCCUCCAAGAAGCAAUUCUCGAAGUCCACGACCAAGGCGCCUUCGACAUCUUCCGCAGCGAAGCAGGCAUGCACCGCGUCCAGCGCAUCCCCAGCACCGAGACCAAAGGCCGUGUGCACACCAGCGCCGUCGCUGUCUGGGUUCUCCCCUCGUUCCCCGAGAACGGCGCUGCAAACAUCGACUUUGACGAUCCAGAGAGUGACUUCUACGUCAACCCGCAAGAGGUCAAGAUUGAGACGAUGCGAGCGAGAGGUGCGGGAGGACAACACGUUAAUAAGACUGAGUCUGCUAUUCGGAUGACGCAUUUGCCUACUGGUACGACUGUGUCGAUGCAGGAUCAUCGGUCGCAGCAGCGUAAUCGUGAAGAGGCAUGGAAACUGCUUCGUUCGCGAAUUGCUGAUCAGCGACGAGAAGCUCGUGAAGAGGAAGCGUCAAAUCUGAGAAACAGCGUACUCUCCAAGACACAGAUCACACGAGGCGAUAAAAUCCGAACAUACAACUACAACCAGGACCGAUGUACCGACCAUCGAGCAGGUGUUGACGUGCACGACCUACCGAAUGUGCUUGAGGGUGGUGAAAAGCUAGAUCGAAUCAUGGACGGCGCAAAAGAUUGGCUUGUGAACAAGGACAUUGAACUCCUCAUGGCCGAGGAAGAAGCCAAAGACAAGCCCAACGGCAAGAAAUAG